AUGAGUUCUUGCAGUAAUGUCUGCGGGUCCAAGCAGGCACAGGCUGCAGCGGAGGGCGGGUACCAGCGCUACGGAGUCCGGUCCUACCUACACCAGUUUUAUGAGGACUGUACCGCCUCAAUCUGGGAGUAUGAGGAUGAUUUCCAGAUCCAGAGAUCACCUAACAGGUGGAGCUCAGUAUUCUGGAAGGUCGGACUCAUCUCAGGUACAGUCUUCGUGAUUCUCGGAUUGACUGUUCUGGCGGUGGGCUUUCUUGUGCCCCCCAAAAUCGAAGCAUUUGGCGAAGCUGACUUCGUGGUGGUCGACACGCAUGCCAUCCAGUUUAACGGUGCCCUCGACAUCUACAAGCUGGCGGGAGCCAUUCUCUUCUGCAUUGGGGGCAUGUCCAUGGCAGGGUGCCUGCUGAUGUCCGUGUUUGCAAAAAGCUACUCCAAAGAAGAAAAGUUCCUUCAGCAAAAGUUUAAAGAGCGAAUUGCAGACAUCAAGGCCCACACCCAGCCGGUUACAAAAGCUCCGGGCCCGGGGGAAACAAAGAUUCCAGUCACUUUGUCCAGGGUUCAAAAUGUCCAGCCUCUAUCGGCAACCUGAAACGUUCCCCAUCCCAGUCCUUCCUGUCUGAGUUACGCACACGGUUAAAAGGAGCAGACCAGUUUCU
This is a messenger RNA of Lemur catta (Ring-tailed lemur), 655 nucleotides long. It is a transcript of the gene NRSN1, whose product is annotated as neurensin 1. The coding region runs from base 1 to 588 and encodes 195 amino acids. Gene Ontology annotation, biological process: nervous system development. The record is from RefSeq and is a predicted model, not a curated record. The transcript is spliced from 2 exons. NCBI's taxonomy places the organism in Eukaryota, Metazoa, Chordata, Mammalia, Primates, Lemuridae. Gene Ontology annotation, cellular component: neuronal cell body; neuron projection; transport vesicle.